AUGUUCGCCAAACUCUCUACAUCGCUUAUUGCAACCCUCAUCAUCUCUACAACGCUUGCGGCACCUACACAAACACAUUGCCGCUGCGAAAUCGUCAAUGAUAUCCCAUCGUCACCGGCUCCUGCAACAGCAGCAUAUACACCCUCAGCUGCGCAUUGGUCGCCAGCAAACGCUCUGCCAAGUCCCGUGGCCGCAGUCAAUGUAUGCGCGAGUCUAGGAUCCAAGUUGGAGAAGUUGCAGCAUACCGAACCGGAAAUUUACAACUCAUAUAUGCGGGGAGCUGUCAAGGAAGCUCAGAAGCCGGUGCCAACGACUGUGUUGAUGAGCAGUAAAGAGGAAAAGGAGAGCUAUGAUGAAGCACAGUCCACAUCACGGCCGCAGGGGAGGAUAGUAUGUCACCAAGAAGCUCAAUCUUCGUCGCCGUCCGAAUUUCAGAGCUCGUUUGUGGGAUUAUGGGCGCUUCAGAUUAUUCUUGUGGCGGCGGUGUUGGCCUGUAUCGCCGAGGGUGUGCAUUUGGGUAAACAAUGGAUGGAAAGCAAAGAAACCUCCAAGCCAGCGUGCGAAAAGCACAGCAGGCUACGCUUGUCGGGUGCGGAGAGACGUCUCCUAGCCAUCCCUACUGGCCCCCAGCAAGCAGACUUGGUGAGCAGCCCAGGUGCAGAGAAGAAGCUGCGAGCGUACGAGACGACACGAUACUUUGUCACGCAGGCAUCGAGUGGGAGGAGGGAGUUCAUUGCGUAUGACGAUGAUAGUGAUGAUGAGGCGAACAGGCCUGUGAUGUAG
This is a messenger RNA of Alternaria atra, 783 nucleotides long. RefSeq lists its product as uncharacterized. The record is from RefSeq and is a predicted model, not a curated record. Bases 1 to 783 code for a protein of 260 amino acids. Lineage: Eukaryota; Fungi; Ascomycota; Dothideomycetes; Pleosporales; Pleosporaceae. The transcript has 2 exons.